AGAUCUGACAUAUUGACAGGAAAACAAGAAGGGGAAAUCUCCUCAAAGCCUCCAAAAUGCCGGUCCGGGUAUUCCGCCAGUCAUAACUCCGGACUCUUAUAUUAAUUUGCUCGUGUUCCUGACUGCUGUAUAACCCAUAAGAUCGAGAGUGUGGAGAACCCUGUCUGGGACAUGCAUUCGCAAUCUUGGGUUCAGCCAAUAUUGCUCGAGAGCAGAGCUCAUUUAGCCAUUCCAAUGCACCCCUACGAUCCCAUCCACAUGUAACCUUGGAUCUUGUCUACUGAAAAGAGAAAAAUUCUCCUGCUAAGCGAGGAUAACCCCUGACUAGACCUGUCAAUAUAAGUCUGGAUCAUGCUGCCAGACGACUUGAAUCUUGGACGAUCGUCCAGCCUUGAACCAUCCAGGGACUCAUCAUGAGGUUCACUAAGGUUAUUGGCGGCAUCACCGCCGCCUUACUCGUGAGCGGCGUAUCAGGUGCCAAGCUGCCCGAGAGACAGGAUGCUUCUUCAGUUUCCUCUGAGACACCUGCUCCUCCCGCUCCUCCUGCGUCGACCGAAACACCGGUCCCACCACCACCGCCUGCUUCUACGGAGGCCCCGGCACCUCCAACUUCUUCGGCACCCCCGGCUCCGGUCGAGACAUGCGCGGCGCAUUUGCUAGUAGACGACUUCUCUCAAUGGGAGACCGGCGAGAACUCCCUGAAGGGAGCUACGAGCGAUGACCAGACUAUGAACGCCACCAGCACUGAUGGCGGCAUCCUAACAUUCACACCCAAGAACAUCGAUGUAUCGUAUAUCUACGAACAGUUUGACUGUCUAGACACCGUAGCGCUCGGAUACGACUCCAUAUCAUUUAACAUCAAGGGUCCUGAGGCGGCUUCCGUCUCAAUUGAGCUCCAAACCGUCGCCGAAUGCUCAAGCACUGAGUAUCAGAGCUCCUACUACACCCUUGACGGCCUUAGCGGUUCUAUACAAACAAUUAAUAUCCCGCUAAACAGCUGGGAGGGAGCUGGCCUGGACGGGGUCGUUGGUGUCCUAUGGUACGGCUUCUCGGCUGGCUUGACUGGCACCGACAACGUGUGGCAGCUGGAUAACGUACAGUUCCUGUGCGCUAGCAUUCCGCCGCCCAAAAACCCCGAACCACCUGUAGUCACACCGGUGCCCACUACCGUGCCCACUACCGACCCUACUGAUCCCGAGCCGCCAGCCACCGUCACAACUACAAUCUUCGUGACUCUGCCCGGUGGUGAUGUCACUACGACGACAGAGACCACUACGGGAAGCUGGAGCACGCCCGGCAAAUCGACUACCACGAAGCGCUCAGGAUGGCCUACUACUACUACCCGUCCUAUCGAGCCGACCGAGCCUCCAUGGUGGGAUGACCCAUGGGAUGACCCGUGGGAAGGCUGGCCCGACAGCCAAGCCGCGCCACAGCAAGUCACCGCCACCGCUGCCGCCGGCCCUACACCGACAGCUUCGGUAGCGAUGGUGGUCCAGCCGAUCGUAGCUCGCGCAGAAGCUGCCCAGUGCGACCAUCUUCUCGUCGACGACUUCGUAUCCCAAUCUCUCUUGACCUUUCUCUACUACAACGCCUUGCUGAAGUCGAGUAGCGACGACGGCACUAUGAAAUCCGUUGUGGUCAAGAACAAUAGGGUGACUUUCACACCCGUCGAUACUGACUCGUACUGGUACACUCAGCUCGGCUGCAUCGAUGCGGAACAAUACGGGGGAAUCUCGCUUCGCAUCUCAGCUGCUGCUGGCACAACCUUCGACGUCCAGCUUUCUUCUACAAAAGGCCAGUGCGGCACCGAGAGCACCAACGAUGUUGGGAUGACGUCAAAACAACUCGGCUGGACUUUCAACGGAAAGGAGCAGCUAUACUCUAUCCCCUUCUCCAAGUUUAAGGGGCUUGACCUAACCAAGUUGGAAACAAUCUUCAUUUCCAACUUGGUAAAACCUGUUACCUUUGGGCCUUUGGCUUUGUACUGUGGAGACGAGGUUGUCGAAUAUGUCCCCCCUGCAGUUGUCGAACCAUCCACUCCUACCGAAACGGUGCCAGCACCCCCGAGCAAAGCUACUAACCUUGUGAUCGACAAGUUCGCCAACUCGGAAACAAAUGCUUUGCAACAAUGGCACGGAGCGGACGAGGGGAUGACUGUGACUUUCAAGAAAAACACCAUGACGCUGCAGACCAACGACUCGGAUCUGAUGUGGGUUACGCAAGUGUCCGAGACCUGCAAGGACUUAACCGAGUUCGACGGGUCUUACCUCCACGUCGCUUACACGGGAAGCAACCUAUUUACCAUCGCCCUCCAACAGCACAACGAGAAGUGUAACAACGACAUCUACCCCUACCCCGAGACCUGGGACUCCCUCGAAGCCUCGCGGUACAGCACCAAGACCGACAUCUGGAUCCCGCUGAACCACUUCAACGUCGACCGCAAGCGGGCCAUCGGCUUCGCAUUCAAGGGCUUCUACAGCACCACCGCAACCGUCUUCUCCAAGAUCGAGAUCGUCAACGAGGUUCCCGAGGACUUCCAAGUCCCAGAGAAACUACCCUCCGGCCAGUUUGUCUUCGCCUGCAAGCGACCCAACUCCUUCGCCUUCGCCAUCGACGACGGCGACCCAGUGUUCGCGCAACAGGUCAUGAAGACGAUCGACGACGAGAACAUCACCGUGACAUUCUUCACCGUGGGCGCGCCCCUGCGGGACCCGACCACGAACCUAAGCGCCAUCUACAACGAGAUGGCCUCUAAGGGACACCAGAUCGCGCUGCACAGCUACACGCACCCGCCUCUAGAAGGCCUCGCAGACGACGCGUCGAUCGACUGGGAGUACACGAACGACAUUGAAGCGGUCAAGGAAACGUUCAACGGGCUGACGCCCAAGUACUUCCGUCCCCCGUUCGGCACCGAAGGCGCGCGUAUGCGACAGCGUCUCGCGGCGCUCAUCGAAGACCCGUAUAUCGUGCAAUGGAGCGUCGACGUGGAAGACUGGCUGUGGGCUGAAUCUAGUACCCCCGAGAAGCAGCUCGAUGCGUUCAAGCGAGACGUCGCGGCCGGCGGCGACAUCGUCGUCAUGCAUUACUUGUACAACAGCACCGUCAGCUACCUCAAGGAGUUCAUCCAGAUCGCCAAGGCGACUGGCAAGCAGCUAAUGCGCGUGGAUCAGUGCAUGAUGGACCCGAAUGCGCCGCCGCUGCCGGGUGAGGAGGAAUAGGGGGGUAUGGUUGUUACAGGGGUACGAUGUAUAUAAAAUUGGCUUGUUGCUGUUGUGUGGUUAGUGCUUAAUAA
Daldinia decipiens is the source of this 3292-nucleotide messenger RNA. RefSeq names its product carbohydrate esterase family 4 protein. The transcript has 2 exons. Gene Ontology annotation, biological process: carbohydrate metabolic process. Gene Ontology annotation, molecular function: hydrolase activity, acting on carbon-nitrogen (but not peptide) bonds. Lineage: Eukaryota; Fungi; Ascomycota; Sordariomycetes; Xylariales; Hypoxylaceae. The coding region runs from base 414 to 3218 and encodes 934 amino acids. The record is from RefSeq and is a predicted model, not a curated record.